This is a messenger RNA of Brassica oleracea var. oleracea, 3777 nucleotides long. RefSeq names its product disease resistance protein RPS6-like. Gene Ontology annotation, molecular function: ATP hydrolysis activity; ADP binding. Gene Ontology annotation, biological process: defense response; signal transduction. The record is from RefSeq and is a predicted model, not a curated record. NCBI's taxonomy places the organism in Eukaryota, Viridiplantae, Streptophyta, Magnoliopsida, Brassicales, Brassicaceae. The coding region runs from base 131 to 3619 and encodes 1162 amino acids. The transcript has 6 exons.
UAGUGACAUGAUAUGAAUUCCAUCAUCAAAACGACGAUUAUCUGCUCUAGUUUCUUUUGAGUUUGUCCUCUCAACUACCAGUUAUUGUGUUCUUUAUCUUGCCACUUCCUAGAAAGAUACUAAUGAUCUAAUGGCCUCUUCUCGCAAUUGGCUAUUCGAUGUUUUCCCAAGCUUCAGUGGCGAAGAUGUCCGUCAAACUUUCCUAAGCCAUUUACUAAAGGAGCUUGAUCGCAAACUGAUCAGUGCUUUCAAAGACAGUGAAAUCAAGAAAAGCCAGUCCAUUGGUCCCGAGCUGGAACAAGCCAUUAGAGAUUCAAGGAUCGCCGUGGUAAUCUUCUCGAAAAACUAUGCAUCUUCAAGCUGGUGCCUUGAUGAGUUGCUGGAAAUCAAGAAAUGUAAGGACAUUUUUGGCCAACUUGUCAUACCGAUCUUCUACAGGUUGGAUCCUACUCAUGUCAGGAAACAGACCGGAGAUUUUGGAGAGGUUUUUGACAAGACUUGCCAUAUCAAAACAGAGGACAAGAAAAAUCAAUGGAAGCAAGCGUUGACCGAUGUUGCUAAUAUCCACGGAUAUCAUUCUCGAAAUUGGGGCAACGAAGCAAAAAUGAUUGAACAUAUUGCCAAUGAUGUUUUGAAUAAAUUUCUUUCAACCGCGUCCAAGGACUUUAAUGACUUUGUCGGCAUUGAUGAUCAUAUCGCUAAAAUGAGUGUAUUGUUGCAUAUGGAAUGUGAGGAAGUGAGGAUGGUUGGGAUAUGGGGUUCUUCAGGAAUUGGCAAGACUACCAUUGCAAGAGCUCUAUUUAGUCGUCUCAGUCGCCACUUCCAAAGUAGUAUUUUCAUAGAUAGAGCUUUCAUAUCCAAGAGUAUGGAAAUUUAUAGUAGAGGCAACCCGGAUGACUAUAACAUGAAACUGAACUUGCAAAGAAAUUUCCUAUCUGAAAUUUUAGAUAAGAAAGACAUAAAGAUUGAUCAUUUGGGAGCACUAGCAGAGAGGUUGAAAUAUCAUAAAGUUCUUGUCAUUAUAGAUGAUUUGGAUGAUCAAGUAGUGUUAGAUACUUUAGCUGGUCAAGCUCAGUGGUUUGGACGUGGAAGCAGAAUCAUUGCAAUUACAAAAGAUAAGCACAUUUUAACGGCUCAUGGGAUCAAUCAUAUUUACGAAGUCAAACUCCCGUCUGAGAAACUAGCUCUCGAGAUAUUAUGUCAAUCUGCAUUUAGGAAAAAUACCCCUCCUCAUGGUUACAUGGAGCUUGCUUGUGAAGUGGUAGAGCGUGUUGAUAGUCUUCCUUUAGGUCUUAAUGUUUUGGGUUCACAUUUGCGGGGGGAAGAUAAAGAGUAUUGGUUGGAUCAGUUGUCAAGGUUUCGAAAAGGUAUAGAUGGAAAAAUCCAUAAGACACUAAGAGUCAGCUACGAUGGAUUAAAUAACAAAGAGGACAAAGCGCUAUUUCGUCAUAUCGCAUGCCUUUUCAACUAUGCUGGUAUCAUUGAGAUCAAGAAGUUGCUAGCUGAUAGUGACUUGGAUGUUAACAUGGGACUUCGAAACCUCAAUGAUAACUCUCUCAUACAAAUAAGAAGGCAGACUGUGGUGAUGCAUUCUUUGCUACAAGAAAUGGGUAAAGAGGUCGUUCGUUCACAGUCAAAUGAGCCUGGAGAAAGAGAAUUUCUAACGGAUUCAAAGGACAUCUGUAAUGUGCUUGAAGAGGACAUUGGAAGUAGAAAUGUUUUGGGUAUAUCACUGAAUAAAGAUGAGAUAGAUGAGAAAGAUGAACUGCAUGUACAUAACAGUGCCUUCAAAGGGAUGCGUAAUCUCCGCUUUCUAAACAUUUACACAAACAAAAGUAGGACGAAAGACCGGUUGCACUUACUAGAAGGCUUCAACUAUUUGCCACCUAAACUCAGAUUAUUGAGUUGGGACAGAUAUCCGAUGAGAUGUAUGCCUUCUAAGUUUUGUCCCAAGUAUCUCGUGAAGGUCAAAAUGCAAGGAAGCAAGCUUGAGAAAUUGUGGGAAGGAAUUGGGAACCUUACAUGCCUCGACUAUAUGGAUUUGUCGGGAUCUGAAAACUUGAAAGAGAUUCCAGAUCUUUCUUUGGCAACUAAUCUCAAGACACUUAACCUCAGUGGUUGCUCGAGUCUGGUGGAUCUUCCUUUGUCUAUUCGGAAUCUGAAUAAACUGAUGACGUUGGAAAUGUCAGGAUGCAUAAAUCUAAGGACUCUUCCAAGUGGCAUCAACCUCCAAUCUCUGGUUAGCGUAGAUCUAAGAAAAUGCUCCGAGUUGAACAGUGUUCCUGAUAUAUCAACCAACAUUUCAGAUCUCGAUCUAAAUGAAACAGCUAUUGAAGAAAUCCUUUCUAACUUGCGUCUUCAGAAUCUUGUUAGUCUUCGCAUGGAAAGAAUCAAGAGCGAGAGACUGUGGGCAAGUGUGCAGUCGCUGGCAGCUCUCAUGACUGCGCUGACUCCUCUUUUGACAAAAUUGUAUCUCUCGAAUAUCACAAGUUUGGUGGAGCUUCCUUCUUCAUUUCAGAAUCUCAAUAAACUUGAGCAGUUGAGUAUUACAGAAUGCAUAUAUCUAGAGACUCUUCCCAAUGGAAUGAACAUAGAAUCUCUGGAUUACCUCAAUCUCAGUGGAUGCACAAGGCUGCGGAAUUUUCCUGAUAUUUCAACCAACAUCUCCACACUCUAUCUAAAUAAUACAGGGAUUGAAGAGGUUCCUUCCUGGAUCGAGAAUUUUUCUAAGCUUAGGUUUCUGCAUAUGAGGAAAUGCUUCAAGCUAAAAUGUGUAUCCCUUAACAUUUGUAAAAUCAAACAGCUUGAGAAGGCUGACUUUACAGUCUCAAGGAUACAUUCUAAUAAAGCUAGCUGGUGUGACAGUCCAAGUGCAGUGGUAAUGGAAACAGACAACGUUCACGUUCACCGUACAUUACCAUCUCCCAAGGAAGACUCCUCAUCAAUAUAUGUGCCAAAAAUCUACCUAAAAUUCGUCAACUGCUUUAUACUGAGUCAAGAAGCUCUCCUUCAAGAACUCUCGGUUUUAAAGGGACUGAUAUUUCCAGGUGAAGAAGUGCCUUCAUAUUUCACUCACCGAUCUAUUGGAUGCUCUCUGACCAUCCCUCUACUCAACAACUCUCUCUCGAUACCAUUCUUCAGGUUUAGAGCUUGCGCCAUGGUUGAACUUGAUCCUAGGUUGUAUCCACUUUCUCCCCACAUUGUUAUCCAGAUAUGUUGCCGGUUCAGAGACAGAUUCGGUAACAGCUUUCAGUCCUUUGGCCAGCCACAUAGGUUCACGCCAUAUCAUCAGAAGGGUAGUCAUCUAUUUAUAUUUGACUGCCGUCUCCUUCUAAACAGAGAUAAUGCUACUCCAGACGAACUUAAUUACAAUCAAGUUUGCAUUCAGUUCCGCAUCAUUGAGGACCGCUCUAUUUUUAUACUCAAAGGAUGUGGUAUACGAAUCUUUGCGGAUCAUUGCCCAUCUCCGGAUAACCAACCUGAUAAUGUGAGCUCCACGUUAGGUGUAGCUAGAUGGGCUCUGCCACAUCCUACCAAACGGAACGUCUUUAAGGAUUUAACGUUAGCUCUCAAUGGCGCAAAGCAGCAGUUUUUAAAACGCCGUGCACGUGGAGAAUGAAGGAAAGGCACAUGAAAAAUAAAAGGCAAUACUAGUUUGGUGCUGAGAAUGGAUUUUCCAGUGGGGGCUUAAUUCCGAUAUUGUAUGAAUAGUGUUUCGGACAAAUAAAAGUUUUGUAAUAUCAGGGUCAGGAGUCCGUUUGUUUUCACUAUAUAUGU